AAAACUAAAAGUAACCCUUUCGACGUCACGGAAACUUCCGGUGUGCAGUCAGAGUCAUCUGACUGAACAAAUGACACAAGUUUGAACAACAAGUCAGCUUCUCUUUCCUUUCUAAUACAACUAAUAUUAAUGAUGCGCGUCUUGAUUUGUGGACCGAAACUCGCCGCGUGUGGGAUUGUAUUGAGCACGUGGGGGGUCAUCAUGUUGGCCAUGCUAGGGAUCUUCUUCACAACACAUUCAGCAGUUCUGAUUGAAGAUGUGCCUGUGACAGAUGAAGACAUCCAUGAAGAUAAGAACCCUCCGCAGAGGAUCUAUGAGCUCUACAACAAAGUGGGGUACAACUGCUUCAUAGCAGCUGGUAUCUACGUCCUGUUUGCAGCCUUCUCCUGCUGCCAAAUGAGGCUCAACAAGCAGAGAGAGUAUCUGGUGCACUAGUGCCACCUGCUGGACUGAGGAGCUGACAGCAGUACUCUGACAGCAGUGGUGGCUGCGUCCGAACAAUCACCUGUUCCUUGAUCAUUGACCUGCCCUGGGGUUUUAAAUUGUUAAUCAGAAGCUACAGGGAAGAGUCUGGAUGCUGUGUGACAGCAGAUGGAUGUUCUGCACCUUCAUGUAAUAUAACAUUUUUCUACCUCUGAUCAUAAGUGCUUAAAUUAUUGGAAUUUAUAUCCACUCAAACUCAUCUGUUGCAUUGUUCUCCAGAGUCUAAAUGAUUAUUCUUGUUAAACAUUUCAAGUUGUAAUUUAUUUUGUCUUUGUGUUUCCCAGACCUAAUGUACAAGAGAAUGUAUUCUGAUUAUUGCCAGUAUCCAACUGGGUUUGGAAUGUUAGUCAUUAAAUCAAGUUAUUCAUUUCUUUCAGCUAA
Thunnus maccoyii (southern bluefin tuna) is the source of this 864-nucleotide messenger RNA. It is a transcript of the gene rnaseka, whose product is annotated as ribonuclease, RNase K a. Gene Ontology annotation, molecular function: RNA endonuclease activity. NCBI's taxonomy places the organism in Eukaryota, Metazoa, Chordata, Actinopteri, Scombriformes, Scombridae. The coding region runs from base 130 to 435 and encodes 101 amino acids. The transcript has 4 exons. The record is from RefSeq and is a predicted model, not a curated record.